Danaus chrysippus (African queen) is the source of this 222-nucleotide messenger RNA. The record is from the annotation of a GenBank genome assembly. Lineage: Eukaryota; Metazoa; Arthropoda; Insecta; Lepidoptera; Nymphalidae.
AUGCAGUGCAUUCCUCCCAUGCCUCCCCUAUUAGUUAAAAUAAAUACAUUCGCCGGCCAUUAUCAAUUGGACGUCCACACGUCUAUGGCGGAGUGCUGCCCGGGGGGGAGGGUGCUGGCCCCGGGGCGGGGGGAGGGGGGUGGUGACGUCUCCAUCUCCAGAUCAAUGUUCUCCUCACCUGCACUUUUAAUUCUCGAGACUGGACUGGACGUCUGUCUCUGA